Molecule: messenger RNA, 531 nt
Organism: Prunus dulcis (almond)
Lineage: Eukaryota; Viridiplantae; Streptophyta; Magnoliopsida; Rosales; Rosaceae
Exons: 1
Coding region: 166-312 (48 amino acids)
Biological process (GO): negative regulation of cell population proliferation
Source: RefSeq, a predicted model, not a curated record
AAUUGGACCACACCCCCCUCCUCCUCUUUCUAUAAGAAGCUGAACCUCCCUUUGGCCUUUGCACUUUGAAACCAAUUCACACAAGCACAUUCCCUCAAAAACCCUCAUUUGACUUGCAAAAACUCAGCACCAGUCAAAGAGAAAAACAAAAGAGAUUGUAAAGAUAUGAAGAUUGUGAGCAAUUCCACCAUGGCAGGCAGCAAGAGAAGGCUUUCUUCAAGCAAAGGACUUGGAGGGGUCCUCAGAGAGCAAAGAGCCAGGCUUUACAUCAUAAGGAGGUGUGUGGUCAUGCUCCUUUGCUGGCAUGAUUAAUUCAAGUCCUAGCUAAAGUUUUAAACGUCCCAAUAGUCCAUGGCAUGAUGGGCAAGAAGAUUUUGGUUCCUUUUUUCUUCUUCUUAAUUUCCCCCCUUUUUUUGUAUCUUGAUCUUCUUGGUUGAGUGUAAAUAGCAGCAAUGUUCUUCUGUCAGGAAGUUGAAACAAAAUUUUGUAUGGGUUGGCCUUGCGGGGCUAGAUAUGUACAUCGGAUAGCAU